AGGACGUCCGUCUCAGCCCAUCCUACCAACCCAACCAGCCAUCCUUGAACCAUCACCACCAUCACCUCGCAUCGAGCUCCGAUCUGAGACAGUUUCACUCUACAACACUCGGACUGGAUACUACACGCACAUCUCAGAUCUCCAGCUCGCUCAAUCAAUCAUCAAACACACGCAACCAUUAUCACCACCUUUUCACCUAACUACAAUCUCCUACCUGCCUAGAGCUCAUCACCAUCUAGGUCCACCGAACACCUCGACCCUGCCGCCCGCAUACUUCGAGCGCAGUAUUGGCCACGUCUACAACCUACGCUCUGACGCACCAGGUCAUCACCACCAUCAGUCCUCUCUGAACCUCAAAACUACGCACCAGAGUCUCCCCCUCCCCCUUUACCCCUGAUCCCUUCCCUUCCCUCACAAUGUCGACAUCAGGGCCUGCACCAGGUCAAAGUGAAGCACAAUGGAAGGCUGAGAUUACAGCCAAGAUCACACGGGACGAGAGGCCACAGACAGACGAUGUGCUCAAAACAAAGGGAAACGAUUUCGAGGACUAUUUCCUCAAGAGGGAACUGCUAAUGGGUAUCUUUGAGGCAGGGUUCGAAAAGCCCUCACCGAUCCAGGAAGAGGCCAUCCCCAUCGCCCUCACUGGCAGAGACAUCCUGGCCAGAGCAAAGAAUGGAACAGGAAAGACGGCAGCGUAUGUCAUUCCUUCGUUGGAGCGACUGAACCCGAAGAAGAACAAGAUCCAGGCCGUACUGCUGGUGCCGACUCGUGAGCUGGCACUACAGACAUCACAAGUUGCAAAGACGCUAGGAAAGCAUCUUGGUGUGGAGAUCAUGGUCACGACAGGAGGAACGACGCUCAAGGACGAUAUCUUGCGACUGAACCAGACCGUGCAUGUGCUCGUGGGCACCCCCGGAAGAAUCUUGGACUUGGCAGGCAAAGGACUGGCAGACCUUAGCGAAUGUGGGACCUUUGUCAUGGACGAGGCCGAUAAGCUCCUUUCACCUGAAUUCACACCCGUCAUGGAACAGCUCUUGGGACUACUGCCAAAGGAAAGGCAAGUAAUGCUGUUCAGCGCUACUUUCCCUCUCAUCGUAAAGGACUUCAAGGACAAGCACAUGGUCAAGCCGUACGAGAUCAACCUCAUGGACGAACUCACACUCCGUGGUGUCACUCAAUACUAUGCAUUCGUCGAGGAACGCCAGAAGGUCCACUGCCUCAAUACCCUCUUCUCUCGUCUGCAAAUCAACCAGUCUAUCAUCUUCUGUAAUUCGACGAACCGAGUCGAGCUUCUCGCCAAGAAGAUCACCGAGCUUGGCUACUCCUGUUUCUACUCACAUGCCAAGAUGCUCCAGGCCCACCGUAACCGCGUCUUCCACGACUUCCGAAAUGGCGCAUGCCGAAACCUCGUCUGCUCCGACCUCCUCACCCGAGGUAUCGAUAUUCAAGCGGUCAACGUCGUCAUCAACUUCGACUUCCCCAAGAACGCAGAGACCUACCUUCACCGCAUCGGUCGAUCCGGUCGAUUUGGUCACCUGGGUCUAGCAAUCAAUCUGAUCACCUACGAGGACCGCUUCAACCUUUACCGGAUCGAACAAGAGCUCGGAACCGAGAUUCAGCCGAUCCCGUCGCAGAUCGACAAGAAGCUUUACGUCGCUCCAUCUCUGAUCCAGUCCGCUGAGCAGCAAGAGCAGCAGCAGCAGCAGCGGGGCAACCAGAAGAGGCAGAACGGACAGGCCAAUCAGGCCGGUAUGCCGGUCAUUCCACCUACGCAGGCUGCCAUGCACGCCAACGCUAUUCCUCAGAGCCAGAACUUCACUCAAAGCGUAGCUCACCGCGGUCAAAGAAGAGGUCCAGGGGGUGGAGGCGGCGCUGGCGCUCCUCCCUCGGCUCAGGCUUAGUCGAGGCGAUGCUUCUUACGGCCAGUUGCAUCGCUGUGGGACCUCCAACCAUAGUCGGCCCCUGCUUUGCUCUCCUCGCCAAGAUCUUCACCGUAUCCUAGAACAGCUUUCCAAUCUCCUCGUCGCCGCACGCUCUCUUUCGAAACGCUGUGAGCAUUUGGCUCAGUCCCAUUCCGCCAUCAGCACUCCACAGUGUCAAAGAAACGUCUACAAUUUCGCCAG
Molecule: messenger RNA, 2123 nt
Organism: Microstroma glucosiphilum
Lineage: Eukaryota; Fungi; Basidiomycota; Exobasidiomycetes; Microstromatales; Microstromataceae
Product: putative ATP-dependent RNA helicase DHH1
Exons: 1
Coding region: 417-1901 (494 amino acids)
Biological process (GO): cytoplasmic stress granule assembly; P-body assembly
Cellular component (GO): cytoplasmic stress granule; P-body
Molecular function (GO): RNA helicase activity; ATP binding; mRNA binding
Source: RefSeq, a predicted model, not a curated record